CCAACAACAACCACAGCUUCUCCCACUUCAACCACAGCUGGCCCUACAACUACCACAGAGGCUCCAAAAACCACAACAGCCACUCCUACAACUAGCACAGAGGCUCCAACAACAACCACAGCUUCUCCCACUUCAACCACAGCUGGCCCUACAACUACCACAGAGGCUCCAACAACAACAACAGCCACUCCUACAACUAGCACAGAGGCUCCAACAACAAACACAGCUUCUCCCACUACAAUCACAGCUGCAUCUACAACUACCACAGACACUCCAACAACAUCAACCGCUGCCCCAACUACAGAGGCUCCAACAACAACAACAGACACUCCUACAACUACCACAGAGGUUCCAACAACAACAACAGCUGCCCCAACAACUACGACAGACGCUCCAACAACAACCACAGCUUCUCCCACUACAACCACAGCUGGCCCUACAACUACCACACAGGCUCCAACAACAACAACAGCCACUCCUACAACGAACACAGAGGCUCCAACAACAACCACAGCUUCUCCCACUUCAACCACAUCUGGCCCUUCAACUACCACAGAGGCUCCAAAAACCACAACAGCCACUCCUACAACUAGCACAGAGGCUCCAACAACAACCACAGCUUCUCCCACUACAACCACAGCUGGCCCUACAACUACCACAGAGGCUCCAACAACCACAACAGCCAUUCCUACAACUAGCACAGAGGUUCCAACAACAACAACAGCUGCCCCAACAACUGCUUCUCCCACUACAACCACAGCUGCCCCUACAACGAGCACAGAGGCUCCAACAACAACCACAGCUUCUCCCACUACAACCACAGCUGGCCCUACAACUACCACAGAGGCUCCAACAACCACAACAGCCAUUCCUACAACUAGCACAGAGGCUCCAACAACAACAACAACAGCCACUCCUACAACUACCACAGAAGUUCCAACAACAAAAACAGCUGCCCCAACAACUACGACAGACGCUCCAACAACAACCACAGCUUCUCCCACUACAACCACAGCUGCCCCUACAACGAGCACAGAGGCUCCAACAACAACCACAGCUUAUCCCACUACAACCACAGCUGACCCUACAACUACCACAGAGGCUCCAACAACCACAACAGCCAUUCCUACAACUAGCACAGAGGCUCCAACAACAACAACAGCCACUCCUACAACUACCACAGAAGUUCCAACAACAACAACAGCUGCCCCAACAACUACGACAGACGCUCCAACAACAACCACAGCUUCUCCCACUACAUCCACAGCUGCCCCUACAACGAGCACAGAGGCUCCAACAACAACCACAGCUUCUCCCACUACAACCACAGCUGCCCCUACAACGAGCACAGAGUCUCCAACAACAACCACAGCCUCUCCCACUACAACCACAGCUGCCCCUACAACGAGCACAGAGGCUCCAACAACAACCACAGCUUCUCCCACUACAACCACAGCUGCCCCUACAACGAGCACAGAGGCUCCAACAACAACCACAGCUUCUCCCACUACAACCACAGCUGCCCCUACAACGAGCACAGAGGCUCCAACAACAACCACAGCUUCUCCCACUACAACAGAAGUUCCAACAACAACAACAGCUUCCCCAACAACUACGACAGACGCUCCAACAACAACCACAGCUUCUCCCACUACAACCACAGCUGCCCCUACAACGAGCACAGAGGCUCCAACAACAACCACAGCUUCUCCCACUACAACCACAGCUGCCCCUACAACGAGCACAGAGUCUCCAACAACAACCACAGCCUCUCCCACUACAACCACAGCUGCCCCUACAACGAGCACAGAGUCUCCAACAACAACCACAGCUUCUCCCACUACAACCACAGCUGGCCCUACAACUACCACAGAGGCUCCAACAACAACAACAGCCACUCCUACAACGAACACAGUGGCUCCAACAACAACCACAGCUUCUGCCACUUCAACCACAGCUGGCCCUACAACUACCACAGAGGCUGCAAAAACCACAACAGCCACUCCUACAACUAGUACAGAGGCUCCAACAACAACCACAGCUUUUCCCACUAUAACCACAGCUGGCCCUACAACUACCACAGAGGCUCCAACAACCACAACAGCCAUUCCUACAACUAGCACAGAGGUUCCAACAACAACAACAGCUGCCCCAACAACUACGACAGACGCUCCAACA
Messenger RNA from Osmerus eperlanus (European smelt), 2178 nucleotides. RefSeq names its product mucin-5AC-like. The transcript is spliced from 3 exons. The record is from RefSeq and is a predicted model, not a curated record. Lineage: Eukaryota; Metazoa; Chordata; Actinopteri; Osmeriformes; Osmeridae. The annotation marks the transcript as partial.